Messenger RNA from Scylla paramamosain (green mud crab), 2082 nucleotides. RefSeq names its product glucose-6-phosphatase 2-like. Lineage: Eukaryota; Metazoa; Arthropoda; Malacostraca; Decapoda; Portunidae. The transcript is spliced from 9 exons. The record is from RefSeq and is a predicted model, not a curated record. Gene Ontology annotation, molecular function: glucose-6-phosphatase activity. Bases 373 to 1458 code for a protein of 361 amino acids. Gene Ontology annotation, cellular component: membrane. Gene Ontology annotation, biological process: gluconeogenesis; glucose 6-phosphate metabolic process.
CAGGGCUCCUUUGAUACUCGGCCGGGCGCUAUUUAAACGCCCCGCCUAGCUAGCCCCGCCUCGGCCGGCGUGUUGCCUGUGUAGGUUGACGUGGGUGUACAAACAGAAGUGUGUGGUGCCACGCUGAACUGUUUCACAGUUCGUGUUAUUUGAAAGGAAGAUCACGGGAGCCAGUUUUGAAGUGUCAUCACAGUGUAUCCUGCAAUGAACCAGUGCCGAGGGCUGACAUGGUGCUGCGUUGGGGAUCCAGCCUUGUAUUGAGGUUGUGGGAUGGUUGUGCCCUGCUCCCAUUCCUAAAUUAAAUACAUGACAUUAUAUAGGUGGAUAGGCAGGUAGAUAUAGAUCGUUUUUUUCAGUAUUAUAUGAGUGGCCAUGGCUGAGAUUGUCAAAGAAGCCCUCAGUGUGAGUGACAAGUGGCAUCUGAAGAGUGUUGAUCUAAUCUCAACUUUACAACAUCACCUGGAGCCCUAUGAAUCAUGGGUAGUUCAAGCCUCAGUAUUGGGGGACAACAGGGAAGCUUUCACAUUCUUCUUCCCUCUCCUUGCUGGCCUACACAAUGAAUUAGGAGCACGUACCCUUUGGGCAGCCAUACUUGUGGAGUGGUCCAACUUGCUGUUGAAAUGGAUGUUUGUUGGGGACCGGCCUUACUGGUGGAUUGGUGAGACUUCUUUGUACACUGAUGAAACUCGCCCACAGCUACGAAAGUUUCCCAAUACAUGUGAAGCUGGUCCAGGCACUCCAUCAGGUCAUCUCAUGAUGAAUGUGGCUAUGUUUUAUGUGAUCACAAGAGGUAUAUCUACUGAGUUUAUCUGGAAGUGGAAAAGUAUAAGCAAGUGUAAAAAGACUGUGGUAGCUGCUUCCCUGUACUUUAUCUAUUUCCUGUGGAUAGGAGUUAUUUGCAUCUCAAGGCUUUAUAUACAAGCUCAUUUUAUUCAUCAAAACAUCUUAGGAAUAUUUAUGGGACUUGUUGUUGGUAAUUUUGCAUGGAACAGUCCGGGGAUAGUGAGAUAUAACAAGUUAAAAGCUGUACUCAUGGCAGCAUUCCUCAUCACAUCUGCAGUAUCAAUCUAUACGUUAUUGCUAUCCAAAGGAAUGGAUCCCCUUUGGACUUUGCCUUUUGCUCUGAAGCAUUGUGCACGUGUGGAGUAUGUGAGGGUUGACACUCAGCCCUUUUUCAUAAUGACGAGAUUUACUGGAACAGCUUUAGGAUUGGGUUUAGGACUGUCUUCUGAAAAGAGGCUUGUAGUAUUGAAUUCACCAAGAAACAUCAUUCGCACCAUCCUUACCAUGAAAGCAGGAGUUAUUCUUGGGAAGAUAGCAUCACUGAUUCAGGCCAGUUUUCCUGCAGACGACUUGGUGCUGUUCCUGAUCCUGAGUCUCAGCCUCAGCAUUGCUUUGCCAUUCAUUAUUAUCGCUCUACUACCUCACUUCUUACUUACUAUGUAUUAUGGUAAUUAAAAGAUUGUAUUUUGCUAAGAAGAUGAGAACUAUUUGGCUAUAGAUCAAUUGAUUCAGUUAUGUAUAUUGAUAUUAAUGAAAAUUAUUAUAUUUUCCAACUGAAGUUAUUUCUUAUUUAUUUUUAUGAAAAUUACUUUUCACCUGUUAUGGCCAUGUUACUAGAUGAGAAGUUGAAUACCAAAGGCAGAAUGAGUGGUGGUGUAGGAGUGGAAGGUGUGGUGUAAUGAGUGAUAAGCAGUAGUUCAUUGAGCACAAACUCUUACUAAUAAUCACUAUGAUAUUAAGUACUGAAAGUAGCUGACUGGACUUGGAAUUACAAAACAUUACAACAGAGAUCCUCAUACGUGUAUUAUAGCCUGUCAGUGUUGUGCUAUGUUGUUUUGUGUCCAAGAAUUGGCAUAUACUGUCACAGUUAUAAUGUAAAUUUAAAUUGAUUUUAUACUUGUAUUUUUUACAUAAAAUACUGUGUACAUAAAAUACUGUGAUGUAACUACAAUGGUUUCAGUGAAGUCCACUAUAACUAUUGGCUGCAAGUUUUGUAGUUGGCUUGAAAGAAUAUUGCCACUGUAUGCUUUGCAUGUUGUAAAGGUGAGUAAAAGGGAGAAUAAAAGAUUGAGGACCCUC